AUGGCUCGUCAAAGGACUACUAUCGGCCAGAAUAAGCCGAAAGAUAUCGAUUCCCUCCCCGCCGAGCUCCUGGAGGAGAUCUUCCAUUGUUGCAUAGAAGCCAACACGCCCUGGCACAGCACCAAAGACACCUGGCGCGCCGAGCGACGCUCCAUCUCCACCUCCAUUACUCCGUUGGGCGUUCCCAAAUGGAUCACCCUCACCUACGUCUGCCGGCGCUGGCGCCGCGUCGCGCUUCGCAACCCUCUCUUCUGGCUGCACAUCCCCACCACCAUCUCCCUCCCCUGGAUUAACACCUACCUCGCCCGCUCGCGCAACCAAUCAUUGACUAUCGACCUCGACGUCGUUCACAUCGCCCCAGACGCAUUCAGCUCGCUCGCCACCGCCGUGGCGCCGCGACUCAAAGCGCUUUACCUCGGCCGCGCGGGCUUCGAUCACAGCGCCAUCACCCUCGAGCGAUACUGCGCCCCGCUCGCGAGCGUGCCCAUGCCGAAACUCGAGUCGCUCGUGCUCGACAUCAGUGUGCCCGACUGCGAGCUCCUCGACACCCUCUUCGCGUCCCAGGCGCCGCGCCUCCGCAGGCUCUGGCUCGGCCCGGGCGUCUUCGUGCGCCCGAUCUCAACUCUCCUCCCGAACCUGAGGUACCUCAAACUCCAGACGGCGCUCUCUGUGCCGGAGCUGCUUUCAAUCGUCAAUCAAACGCCGCUCCUAGAGACGCUGUACAUCGGUGACCUCCUGCUCUCCGAGUACGCGUUUCGCGACAUCGGCACGCUCCCUAGAGAUGCGAGAGUGAACCUUGCGCACCUCGCGCAUCUGACGAUCAAGCCGAGCCAGGAGACCCAUCCCGCCAUGUUCGUCGACGUGUUCGAAGGACUUGUACUCCCCGCGACCGUGCACGUCGACGUCAGCAUGACCAUCGAAGCGCCCGAGGAG
Molecule: messenger RNA, 933 nt
Organism: Heterobasidion irregulare TC 32-1
Lineage: Eukaryota; Fungi; Basidiomycota; Agaricomycetes; Russulales; Bondarzewiaceae
Exons: 1
Molecular function (GO): protein binding
Source: RefSeq, a predicted model, not a curated record